AUGGCUACCAAAAGCAAAGCAGGCAGAAAAAUCCCAAAUCACCCAAAAACAAACAAGAUUAAUCUGAAAGGAAAGCAAAACUCCAAGACCGCCGCCACAAUACCUCACUUACCUGUCCUUGUUAUCCUCCACUUCCUCCAAUUCCUUCCCAUCAAACUUGCGAUCCGCAUAAGCUCUCUUUGCAAGCAACGGGCAGGGCUGUGGUCUUCAAUCCCAGUAUUAGAUUUCGACGAGGACGAGCCACCACAUGGCGACGAAAACCUUGACAUAAUACAACUCCAACAUACGAACUUCAUCAAUUUCUUGGACAGGUGUUUGGAGUUCCACCAGAAAUGCGAGGGCUUGGACAAAUUCUGGCUUCGUAUGACGUUGAGUUCAGUCAAAGACAAAGACAAGGUUGGAGAGUGGUUGUGUUUUGCAGUUGGAAGAAGAGUCAAAGAAUUAGAUAUCAGCCUCAAAUAUAAAUAUGAGGUCAAUCAAUAUUGCUUUUCCUCUACCUUUCUCAAUGCAAAGCCAUUAGUUAUUUUGAAUUUGGAGAAUGUGACAAUAGCGAACAGCGGUCAGCCUAUAAGCCUGCCCUCAUUACAAACUCUGUCCAUCAGAAGAGUGAGACUCACAGCCUUGUCUCUCUCCGCAUUAAUUUCAGGCUGCCCUUGCAUUCAGUAUUUGUCGUUAACUUCAUCUUCUUGCUUUGAAUCCUAUGACUUAUCCAUGCAGACCCUUCUUGGUGGAAAGUCUUUAACUUCCUUUAAUCUAAAGUACGUGAGAGUAAGGGACGACAAUAAUAAUGAUCCUAAAGCUCCUAUAGGCCUUCCCUAUUUGAAAACAAUGUCCCUCGAAAUUGUGGACCUGUAUUACCCCCAAUUAAUUUCAGGGAGCCCUUCCCUUGAGCAUUUGUCAGUAUCUUUUUGUUUCGCUAAAUUUUAUAGAUCACCUAAGAUUCCACGUUCUUCCAGUCUCAAAUCCUUGGAAGUCAGAGAUUUCGAUUCUAAGGUAGUUCAAGUGAGUAGAGGAUCCACCAUGGGGUCAAUGUGGUCAGACGACCCCAUGGCGGCCCUGGAAAUGGCUUGGAGGUCCUUGGUUUCUCUUGGCAGCCAUGGGAGAUGACCCCAUGGAGAAGAAGAUACAAACUGCUAGGGAGAAGAAAUAGGGAGGAAGA
Prunus persica (peach) is the source of this 1159-nucleotide messenger RNA. Its product is annotated as putative FBD-associated F-box protein At5g56690. Bases 1 to 1107 code for a protein of 368 amino acids. The record is from RefSeq and is a predicted model, not a curated record. Lineage: Eukaryota; Viridiplantae; Streptophyta; Magnoliopsida; Rosales; Rosaceae. The transcript has a single exon.